Molecule: messenger RNA, 8615 nt
Organism: Solea solea (common sole)
Lineage: Eukaryota; Metazoa; Chordata; Actinopteri; Pleuronectiformes; Soleidae
Gene: sdk2b
Product: sidekick cell adhesion molecule 2b
Exons: 46
Coding region: 44-6880 (2278 amino acids)
Molecular function (GO): protein binding
Source: RefSeq, a predicted model, not a curated record
CACACACACACACACACACACAGAGGAGCUGGGACGCAGGAGCAUGUCGUCGCACCGGGCACUUGUUGUCCACCGUGCGCGGUUUGGGACCACGUCUGGGAGCAGAUCGAUGCGGUGCUUCACAUGGAUUUUACUCCUUCCCUUCCUUGUCCACUCCACGCAAGCUCAAGACGACGUGCCGCCGUACUUCAAGACGGAGCCCGUGCGCAGUCAGCUCCACCUGGAGCGCAACAGGCUGGUGCUAACCUGCAUGGCUGAGGGGAGCUGGCCACUGGAGUUCAAAUGGAUCCACAACAGCACGGAGCUAACCCGCUUCUCACUGGAGUACAGGUACCUCAUCCCGUCCCUGGACCGCUCCCACGCUGGCUUCUACCGCUGCAUCGUCAGGAACCGUGUCGGGGCUCUUCUACAGAGGCGCACAGAAGUGCAGGUGGCCUUUAUGGGCAGUUUUGAGGAAGGUGAACGCACCCAGGCGGUCUCUCAGGGGGAGGGCGCUGUCGUCACGGCGCCGCGGAUUCGCAGCUUCCCACAGCCACAAGUCACCUGGUUCAGAGAUGGCCGCAAGAUACCGCCCAGCAGCCGCAUUGCCAUUACUCUGGACAACACACUGGUGAUCCUGUCCACGGUGGCGCCAGAUGCCGGCCGCUACUACGUCCAAGCAGUAAACGACAAGAACGGAGAGAACAAGACCAGCCAGCCCAUCACCUUGACCGUAGAGAAUGUGGGUGGUCCAGCAGACCCCAUCGCUCCCACCAUCAUCAUCCCACCCAGGAACACAAGCGUGGUCACGGGCACCUCGGAGGUCACAAUGGAGUGUGUGGCCAACGCCAGACCCCUCAUCAAGCUGAGUAUCUCUUGGCGUAAGAACGGCGUGUUGGUGAUGAGCGGUUUGAGCGAUUUCAACCGCAGACUGACCAUCCUCAGUCCUGUGGUGAGCGACUCCGGCUACUUCGAGUGCGAGGCCAUUCUCCGCAGCAGCAGCGUGCCUUCGGUCAGUGCUGGGGCUUAUCUGCACAUUCUAGAGCCACCGCAGUUCAUAAAGGAGCCAGACAAGCACAUCACAGCCGAGAUGGAGAAGGUGGUGGAUAUUCCCUGUCAGGCUCGGGGAGUCCCCCAGCCCGACAUCGUGUGGUACAAGGACGCUCUGCCGAUCGACCCAGUGAAGACGCCCAGGUACAGGGUGCUGGUGGGAGGCAGCCUGCAGGUCAACGGCCUCCUGCCGGACGACACCGGGAUGUUCCAGUGCUUCGCCAGGAAUUCCGCCGGAGAGGUUCAGACCAACACGUACCUGGCUGUCACCAGCAUCGCUCCGAAUAUCACGGCUGGACCCGCCGACAGCACGGUGAUUGACGGCAUGUCAGUCAUCCUGCACUGCGAGACCUCUGGUGCUCCGAGGCCGGCUAUCACCUGGCAGAAAGGUGAGCGUGUGCUGGCCAGCGGUUCAGUGCAGCUGCCCAGGUUCACCCUGCUUGAGUCCGGCAGUCUACUCAUCUCCCCCUCACACAUCUCAGAUGCUGGGACGUACACCUGCAUGGCAAGCAACUCCAGGGGCAUCGACGAGGCAUCCGCUGACCUCGGGGUCUGGGCACGCACCCGGAUUACCACCCCCCCACAGGACCAGAGCGUUAUCAAAGGAACUAAAGCCGUCUUGACUUGCGGAGUCACACAUGACCCCAGCGUAACCGUCAGGCAUGUCUGGGAUAAAGAUGGCAGCGUUAUCAACGUCCAGUCCAUCCCCCGCAUGCGGAUGGAUGCAGAUGGCACCCUCCACAUCUCCCAGACCUGGUCCGGUGACAUCGGCACAUACACCUGCAGAGUGACCUCUGUUGGCGGCAACGAUUCCCGUAGUGCACACCUCCGUGUUAGGCAGCUGCCCCAUGCCCCAGAGAACCCCACAGCUCUGCUGAGCACAUCGGAGAAAAGAGCUAUUGACCUGGCCUGGGCCAAGCCUUUCGACGGCAACAGUCCACUCAUACGCUACAUCCUGGAGGUUUCGGAGAAUAAUGCUCCCUGGGCCAUCCUGCUGGCUAAUAUUGAGCCAGAGUCCUCAGCGGUGACGGUCAAUGGCCUGAUUCCGGCACGCUCCUAUCAGUUUCGCCUCUGUGCCGUUAAUGAUGUGGGGAAGGGCCAGUUUAGCAAGGAAACAGAGCGUGUCACUCUCCCAGAGGAGCCCCCCAGUGCUCCUCCGCAGAACGUCAUCGCGAGUGGCCGUACGAACCAGUCCAUCAUGAUCCAGUGGCAGCCUCCACCAGAAAGCCACCAGAACGGCAUCCUUAGAGGCUACAUUGUCCGGUACCGUCUCACUGGGUUGCCCGUGGACUACCAAAUCAAAAACAUCACCAGCCCAGAUGUGACCAACCUGCUGCUGGAGGAUCUCAUUAUCUGGACCAACUAUGAGAUCGAGGUGGCUGCCUUCAACGGCGCAGGUUUGGGCACUUUCAGCCACAAGGUCACCGAGUGGACGCUGCAGGGAGUGCCCACCAUCGCCCCCGGCAACGUGCAAGCCGAGUCAGUCAACUCGACAACUAUCCGCUUUACAUGGACGGCCCCUAACCCUCAGUUCAUCAACGGCAUCAACCAGGGCUACAAGUUGCUGGCAUGGGAGCCUGGUAAAGACGAGCAAGUUGCUAUGGUAACAGUGAGACCGAACUUUCAGGACAGCGUACACGUGGGAUAUGUGACAGGUCUGAAGAAGUUCACUCAGUAUCACACUUCGGUGCUGUGUUUCACUACGCCCGGAGACGGCCCCCGCAGCCCGCCCAAAGCUUUGAGGACACACGAGGACACUCCCGGUGCCGUGGGUCACCUGAGUUUCACCGACAUCCUGGACACUUCGCUCAAAGUCAGCUGGAGCGAGCCGGGCGAGAAGAACGGGAUUCUCACAGGUUACCGCAUCUCGUGGGAGGAGUACAACCGAACAAACACCAGAGUCACCCACUACCUGCCCAAUGUCACCUUAGAGUACCGGGUCACUGGGCUCACCGCUCUCACCACCUACACCAUUGAAGUGGCAGGUAUGACCUCCAAGGGUCAGGGCCUGCUGUCAUCGUCCACCAUCUCGUCCGGUGUUCCACCAGAGCUUCCUGGCCCUCCAACCAACAUGGCAAUUUCCAACAUUGGCCCACGCUCCGUGACACUGCAGUUCAAACCUGGCUAUGAUGGAAAGACCUCCAUUUCCCGUUGGCAGGUGGAAGCUCAGGUGGGUCUGGUGGGAGAAAAUGAGGACUGGGUGAUGGUCCAUCAGGUUUCCAAUGAACCCGAGGCUCGCUCCUUAGAGGUGCCGGGGCUGAACCCAUACACCUUCUACAGGUUCCGAAUGCGUCAGGUAAACAUAGUGGGAACCAGCCUCCCCAGCCAGCCUUCUAGAAGGAUCCAGACCCUCCCGGCACCCCCUGACAUGGCACCCGCCAACGCCACCCUGCGCACCGCAAGCGAGACCAGCCUCUGGCUGCGAUGGAUGCCGCUGCCUGAAUGGGAAUACAACGGUAAUGCGGAGCAGGUGGGCUACAGAGUUCAGUAUUCCCGUGUAGGCUCACAGGGCCGGCCGCUGAUCCACGUCAUCGCCGACCGCCUCGAGAGAGAGUUUACGAUUGAGGACCUGGAGGAGUGGACGGAGUAUGAGGUCAGGGUGCAGGCUAUCAACGGUAUCGGGACCGGACCAUGGAGCCAGCCGGUCAGAGGCAGGACCAGGGAGUCUGUCCCCUCCUGUGGACCCACCAACGUCUCUGCUUUUGCGACUACCUCGAGCUGCAUCCUGGUGCGCUGGUUUGAAGUCCCCGAGCCAGACAGAAAUGGUCUGAUCCUGGGCUACAAGGUGGUGUACAAAGAGAAGGACUCCGACAGCGCGGUCCACUUCUGGACCGUGGACGGGAACGCCACCCACAGCGUGCAGCUAACUGGUCUCGGGAAAUACGUGCUCUACGAGAUCCAGGUGCUGGCCUUCACGCGGAUUGGAGACGGUCGGCCCAGUUCUCCGCCCAUCCUGGAGAGGACUCUGGAUGAUGUGCCAGGACCUCCAGUGGGUAUCUUGUUUCCUGAAGUGCGGACCACAUCAGUCCGGCUCAUUUGGCAGUCGCCCUCGCAGCCCAACGGCAUCAUACUCGCCUACCAGAUCACGUACCACCUCAACUCCACCAACAGCAACGCGGCCACGGUGGACGUGCUGAGCCCGAGCGCGCGUCAGUACACGGUGACCAACCUCAAGCCGGAGUCCAUCUAUGUGUUCCGCAUCACGGCGCAGACGAGGAAGGGCUGGGGCGAGGCCGCGGAGGCGCUGGUGGUCACCACGGAGAAAAGAGUGCGUCCCCAGCCCACUAGCCGACCAGUGGUUCCGCAGAAAGACGUCCAGGCCCGCCAGGUGUUGUUGUCAUGGGAGCCCGGCAGCGACGGCCUGUCCCCUGUGCGUUACUACACAGUUCAGCUCAGGGAGCUUCCUGUCAACAACUGGACGGUCCACUCCGCCUCUGUCAACCAUGAAGCCUCCUCCUACAUAGUAUCCAGGCUGAAGCCCUUUACAUCGUACCAGUUCAGAGUAAAAGCCACCAAUGACAUAGGAGACAGCGAGUACAGCGAGGAGAGCGAGGCCAUCACGACCCUACAGGAUGCGCCCGACCAAGCGCCCACAAUCCUCUCUGUCACGCCGCACACGACGACGUCGGUGAUGCUCCGCUGGCAGCCCCCCUCCGAGGAGAAGGUCAACGGAAUCUUACUGGGCUUUCGGAUUCGAUAUCGUGAGCUGCUGUACGACCGUCUGCGCAGCUACUCCGCUCAUACCAUCAACAGCAUGUCCACCUGGGCUGAUCUCACUGCACCCUACAGUAUCCGUAAUCUGAGUGACUCAACUCUGGCCCAGUAUGAGUUGGACAAGCUGAGUAAACACAAGCGCUAUGAGAUACGCAUGAGUGUGUACAACGCUGUAGGCGAGGGGCCCAACAGCCCACCACAGGAGGUGUUUGUGGGAGAAGCAGUGCCUACAGCACCACCCCAGAAUGUGGCCAUUCAGACUGCAACGGCCACCCAGCUGGACGUGACGUGGGACCCCCCACCCGUGGAUGCACAGAAUGGAGACAUUCAGGGCUACAAGGUUUACUUCUGGGAGUUUCAGCGUAAGAAUGAGACGGAGCGGCUGCGGACUCUGUUCAUGCCUGAAGGAGGGGUGAAGCUGAAGAACUUGACUGGUUACACCACCUACAUGAUCAGCGUGGCCCCGUUCAACGCUGCAGGGGACGGCCCUCGCAGCCCGCCCACCAGGGGGCGCACUCAGCAAGCGGCUCCCAGUAUUCCCAGCUUCAUUCACUUUAGCGAGCUGACCACCACCUCGGUAAAUGUGUCCUGGGGCGAGCCGACCUUCCCUAAUGGCAUCAUUGAGGGCUACCGUCUCAUCUAUGAGCCUUACACACCGGUAGAAGACUCUUCAGUGGCCUGUGCCGACUGUCUUCACUCCCCCUCCCCCCCAGGCGUCAGUAAGACAGUGACGGUGGAUGUGAAGGGAACUGGACCUUUGUGGCUGAAGCUCAGAGACCUGGCUGACGGCGUCACGUACAACUUUCGCAUCCGAGCGAAGACUUUCAUCUACGGGCCUGAAGUGGAAGCAAAUAUCACCACUGGCCCCGGAGAAGGAGCCCCUGGGCCGCCUGGAGAGCCUUUUAUCACGCGCCACGGUUCAGGCCUGACCAUCCACUGGACCAGUGGAGACCCAGGACGUGCUCCCAUCUCACGCUACGUCAUCGAAGCCAGACCUUCAGAUGAGGGACUGUGGGAUAUCUUAAUUAAAGACAUCCCCAAGGAAGCGACGCUACACACCUUCAACAUGGACAUGCUAAAGCAAGGGGUCAGUUAUGAUUUCCGAGUAAUUGGAGUGAACGACUAUGGCUAUGGCUCUCCAAGUCUUCCCUCCCCCUCUAUAUCUGCCCAAAAAGUGGCACCUUUCUACGAGGAGUGGUGGUUCCUGGUUGUGGUGGCACUGGUGGGGCUCAUCUUCAUCCUGCUGCUGGUUUUCAUCCUCAUUAUCAGGGGACAGAGCAAAAAGUAUGCCAAGAAGUCUGAAUCAGUGACUUUGUAUGUUUGUCCAGGCAACAACUCCAACUGUAACGCUCUGACGCACGGAGACAUGGUCAGCCUGGACGAGGGACGCUUCCCCGCUCUGGAACUCAACAACCGACGGCUGUCUGUGAAAAACUCUUUCUGCCGGAAGAACGGAGUCUACACCAGGUCUCCCCCCAGGCCCAGUCCAGGCAGUCUUCACUAUUCUGAUGAAGAUGUCAGCACAAAGUACAACGACCUGAUCCCUGCAGAGAGCAGCAGCCUCACUGAGAAACCCUCCGAGAUAUCAGACUCACAGGAGGCGCUGGUGUUUUCAUAUGGGACAGGUGGCCUACAUACACUUCCACUGCAUUUGGGCAGUGACAGCGAGUACGAGGUGGACCCCAACCGACAGAAGACCCACUCCUUUGUCAACCACUACAUAAGUGACCCCACCUACUACAACUCCUGGCGCCGUCAACAGAAAGGCAUAUCCCGAGCACAGGCCUACAGCUACACAGAGUCUGAGUCAGGCGACCCGGAUCACUGCGCCCCACCGCCACUGCCUCCUCUACCUCCACUUCCACCACAACUCAGUUCACCUAGUCCCCAACCGCAGCAGGCCCAGGGACAGCCCCAGGUCCAGCCCCAGGUCCAGCCCCAGGUCCAACCCCAGGUCCAGCCCCAGGUCCAGCCCCAGGGCCAAGGCAGCCUGUUUAGGCCCAAAGGUAGCCGGACUCCCACCCCCUCCCAGCAGAGCUCCAACCCCCCAAGUCAGCACAGCACCCUCUACAGGCCACCAAGCAGUCUAGCUCCAGGAUCACGGGCCCCCAUUGCUGGCUUCUCAUCGUUUGUGUAAAAAAAAAAGAAGAAAAAAGCUGAAAAAGACAUUGAAAUUUCUGGAAAUAUCUACCCAACUCGCAUAACUUGCAGUCAACGCAAUCCAGUCAUUUAUGUCUUUUUUCCCCCCCAUUACUUUUAUUUUUUUUCCACGUUAUUUUCUUAUUCAGCUUGGAUACAAUGCGGAACAACACUAUGAUACUUUGAGUUUUAGGAGCACUUUUUGUCUGAUGAGUUGGAGUGUGCCAGUGUGAACCUAAAUUCUUUUUACCAGUUGAGAAAAUACGCUCUUUUCACUUUUUUAACCAUUCGCAUGACUUUUUUUUUACAUUUAGUUCCUCCUUUUUUUUUUUUUUUUUACUUUUCUUGGAAUACAUUCAAAUGGUAAUUUCUUUGAUUCUGUACAAAGUCACAGGCUUUUUUUUUGAAAACACACAUGAAUAUACAUAAAUAUAUAUAUAUAUAUAUAUAGUAGAUGUACCUACGAGACAAAAUCAUAUCGAUGCAGAUUCUGCAUUGAGACUAACAUGAUGGAGCCAUGUUGUGGAAGGGAAAGGAGAGUGUUGGAUGACCUGGUGGUAAAAAAAGAAGAAGAAAAGAAUGGAGAAACAAAGGACGGACGUGGAUGUGGAUUUUAUGCCAAAAUCAAACAAGUUUUAUUGUGUUGGCUGGAAGAGUUUUAUGCGCACUAUGGAGAUUCUGUCGUGUUUCCAUGGAAACAGCUCCCUGGCCUUUAGCACACAAACACUGAGUUGGACAACGUUUGCCCGCAGCUGGUCAAAAGUGACCUUGCUGUGCCCAAAGGGUCCAUAUGAAAUGAGUGUAUAUCUGUUGAAGUGGUUUACUCUUUUAAGUCUUCUUUUGUGAGUGUAUUACAGUGAAUCAAAGAUGCCUUGAUAGAGAAAUACUUAUUUAUAUCGGGCACCACUGACAAACUGAACUGCUUAUGGUGCUCUUGACUGUGGCAUCGAAAUGGCUGGCCUCGCUCUGUGGGAGCCAUCUUUUAAUCCUUACAGAUGUGGGCUGUGAAUUAAUUUGCAUACAAAACCCAUGCUUUCUUUCAUGCUUUGCUGGCUCACACAUCAGUCUCAUAAUGCACACGUCUACUGAAAAUGCUUUGAGGAACUUCAAAUGGAACCGAGCUGUAGCAGUCUGGGACUGGUACAUGUUGGCGCUUUAGCUCGCCCAAGCCCAGAAGUGAACAGUGUGAUUCUGAUGAGAAACAAAGUGGAUUUAUCUCUGUUUUCUUUCCCUGCUCGUAUAACUUGUCUGUCACUGAUCGCUAUCACGGGGCAGCGCUCAGCCUGCGCCAAGAGAUGAUGUCAUUAAAUUGCCUCACCUCUUUCCCUUUUGUGUAAUCAACUGCUGUGUACUAUUCAGGUGUGACUGUGCUGUCCCAAAUACUAAUGUAUGUGUGAUUACACUUCUUGAGUGUAAGCUUUACAGAUCAUUCACUGUGUCUGGUUGUAAAGACUUUGUCCUGCAGCAACUGUAAACGUGCCUGGAGUAAUGCCACACAGGGUCGGCACUGUCCGACCACCUGCCAGGUGCAUUCAUAAGGCUAUAGUGAAGACUGGUGUGUUCCUAGUUUCCAUAGUGAAAAAAAGGGAUGAAAAAAAAAGUCAUCUGCUUCAUUUAUUUUUUUUUCUCUCUGUGGGGUAAUUUCAUUGUACGCAACAAAUGCUUAUCAUGCUGAAUCUGAAUGAAUAUAUGAUCACAGUACAUUUCUGAAAAUAAAUUAUUUUUCAAUGUUA